Messenger RNA from Betta splendens (Siamese fighting fish), 2749 nucleotides. RefSeq names its product long-chain fatty acid transport protein 2-like. The record is from RefSeq and is a predicted model, not a curated record. Lineage: Eukaryota; Metazoa; Chordata; Actinopteri; Anabantiformes; Osphronemidae. Gene Ontology annotation, molecular function: long-chain fatty acid transmembrane transporter activity; long-chain fatty acid-CoA ligase activity. The transcript is spliced from 10 exons. The coding region runs from base 55 to 1917 and encodes 620 amino acids.
UGGACCUUCAGAAUCACACUCACUAGAUACACAGACACACUGUGCUAGAUUAGAAUGAUGGCCUAUAUUCUGUUCACCGCUUUCACGGGUGUGGCAAUUUUACUUUUAGUGUUUUACUUCAGAUCCUGUUAUCUAUGGGAUGAUGUGAGCUAUGCACUCGCUAUAAUUAAACUUACUAUCCGAAAGAUCAAAGUCUUGAAUAGAAAACCCUGUUACACUAUUUUGGAUUGUUUUCUGGACAACGUUGCUCACCAGCCGGAUAAAAAGUUCAUCAUCUUCGAAGAGAGCUUCUACACUUACCGCCAGGCCGAAAAAGAGAGCAACAAGGUGGCCAGAGCUUUGUCAACACACACCAGCCUGACGCAGGGAGACACCGUGGCACUGUUCAUGGGGAAUGAGCCGCGGUUCGUGUGGAUCUGGCUCGCACUCACCAAGCUGGGAUGCACAGCUGCUCUGCUGAACUACAACAUCAGGUCCACAUCACUGCUGCACUGCUUCUCCUGCUGUGAGGCCAAGGUCCUGGUCGCUAGCGCUGACUUACGGGAAGCUGUAGAGAAGGUGUUGCCUACUCUGAAGCAGCAGGGCAUCUUAGUGUUCAUCCUCAGUGAGGAGUGUAACAUCGAUGGUGUCGAGAGUCUGUGUGAUAAAAUAGAGCAGGCCGGAGACCAGCCUCUGUCGCCUCAGCUGAGGGCCAGCACUACAAUGAAGAGCCCUGCUGUCUACAUCUACACCUCAGGAACCACAGGGCUUCCCAAGGCAGCAGUAAUUACUCAUGCACAAAUGUGGAGGGUGGCUUCUCUUCAGGCUCUUGUUGGCGUACGUUCAGAUGACAUCAUCUUCGUGUACCUGCCUCUGUACCACAGUUCUGCCUUUCUGAUGGGACUGUGUGGAGCCAUAGCAGAAGGCAUCACUGUUGUUCUAAGGCGUAAAUUUUCUGCCUCCAACUUCUGGAACGACUGUAGAAAGUACAAUGUGACUAUCAUUCAGUACAUAGGAGAAAUAAUGCGCUAUCUCUGCAACACACCAAAGAAAGACAAUGACAGGGACCAUAAAGUCCGACUGGCUCUGGGCAACGGGUUCAGGGCUGACACGUGGGCUGAGUUUCUGCAGCGCUUUGGGGACAUUUGUGUCCGUGAAUGCUACGGAGCCACAGAAGGAAACACUGGCUUUGUCAACCAUACUGGCAAAAUUGGAGCUGUGGCCAAAGAACAUUUCCUAAAUAAAAUAAUGAAUCCAUAUGCCCUUAUAAAAUAUGACACAGCGAGAGAGGAGCCCGUCAGAGACUCCAGAGGAUUUUGUAUUAAAAUCCAGAAAGGAGAGACUGGAUUGUUGUUGGGAAAGAUCAGAAAUACCAACCCGUUCCAUGGCUAUGCCAAGAACAAGCAACAGACAGAGAAAAAGAAGCUGAGAGAUGUGUUUGUGAAGGGAGACCUUUACUAUAACUCUGGUGACCUUCUGAAGUUGGACCACGAGGGAUUUUUGUACUUUCAGGACCGUGUCGGCGACACGUUCAGGUGGAAAGGUGAAAAUGUUGCGACAACAGAGGUGGCCGAUCUUUUGCUCAUGGUUGACUGUGUUGAGGAGGCAAAUGUCUAUGGAGUGAAGGUGCCAGGACAUGAGGGCAGAAUUGGGAUGGCGGCAGUGAAAUUAAAAGCAAACAUGGACUUUGACAGCAAAGCUACAUAUCAGCACGUCAGAAACUGCCUUCCCAGCUAUGCGCGACCGCGCUUCAUUCGCAUUCAGGAUGCACUGGCAGUCACUGGGACAUAUAAGCAAAUGAAGUUGGAGCUGGUGGCAGAGGGCUUCAAUCCAGCUGUUAUCAGGGACCCACUGUUCUUCCUGGAGGAAGACAAGGGUUACAUACCCAUGACCCAGGAGGUUUUUGACUCAAUUGCUGAGGGAACAACAAGGCUCUGAAUAAGCUGACUAUUUGAGCUGGGCUACUAAAUGUGUAGAACAUAAACUUCUCUCAUUACUGAGGAAUAUUGUGUUCUGGAAUAUUUCAAGACAUAGACGUUAGUUUGAAAUGCUUUUUAAUGAAAACAUUUUAUAACAUACUGUAAUUGUAAAUGAGAAAAGAAAACAAUCUCCAUGCACUGUCCUAUGUUAAAUAGUGAUAAUCCUUUUGCCUGGUGUUGACCAACGCUGCCUGUACAGUAGCAAACUGCUUAAUGAUCAAUAGCUGAUUCACUAUGUGUGUAUGGACAGCUCCAGUGUAAUUACAGCACUGUAGGUGCAGUGACAGCUUCCGCUGGAGGCGAGGGUGCCGUGUUGGCCACAGAAGAAGACAUGCAGUUCAUUCUCCUGCAGGUGGAAGACAAGUGUUUUUGAGCGGCCUGUGAAACCUUCAGAGGGCCGCACAGCUGGUGCCGCCCACAUUGCACCCACUGGUUGCAGAAGCUGGGAACGCUGUAGAACUUUGUCAGCUUUUUAAGCACCUGCUUACCCAGGAGAUUUGAUGGGCCCUCCGUAACUUUGAAUGCAGCACCAGAUCCAGUCAUCGACUGUGUGGGUAGAACCCCCAUGACAUCGUUCAUAUUAGGUCUCGUUUCAAAGUCGUAGCCGGACAAUGCGAUGCAAGUGUAAGGCAGCGGUUCGCUGUUGCAGCUAAGGGAACGCAUUGGCCUUCUAGGUCGAUUCCAGGCUUUGUCAAUCCACAGCUCCACGUUCACUUUGUCCUGCAUGGUGGCACCAUCCUCUUUCUCAUCAGGCCUGGUGUCAGGGUGUUGGUUUUCUUCUGCUCCUUUUA